GAUUUUUGUCCUCCUUGGAGAUACAGGACUUAAUGGUUUUGGGAGCGAUUUAGGACAAAUUCCCCACACCCGCUAUGAAAGAUUUUAUCUUUGAAUUGCAAAAGUACUUUCACGAUAUUCUUCAAAGCGUUGACCCUGGAGGCGCUAGCUAUACUGACAAUACGAUCUCUACGUUUGAAGUCGUGGAAUGGUUUAGAAAUCAAGGUAAAAACGGUGGCGGGAAAAGAUAUCAAGUUGAAAACUCUGAGGUUUUUAACAGAGCAACGAUCAAUGCUUCCCAUGUUUACUUUGAUAAUCCCACCUCAUCGUCAGUUUCUUCUGCCACAGCGCUCUCAGCAAUUAUACAUCCAGCCAAUCCAUUUAUGCCAUCUCUUCAUUUUCACAUAAGCUUUUUUAGUGCCAAAAAUAAACUUGGGUAUUGGAGAAUGAUAGCAGAUAUAAAUCCCUCCAUUCCUUUUGAAGAAGAUAAAAACUUAUUUUUAAAGAUUUUGAAAGCCGUGAUUCCUUGCAAGCUUCUUUCUGUGGCACUCGAAUUUGGUGAUAAAUACUUUUUUAUACCAGCGUUGAACCGCCGGCGUGGUACCUGCCACCUUUUUAUAGCAUCCUUAGAUGAUGAUCUUUUGCGUAGAGCCCAAGUAGGACCCGAGCCGGUGGCCUUUUGUUACCAAAACUGUCAGGAACUGGCGAAUAAAUUAGCAAAAGAAGUCAUCUCUUUAUACGCCCAAAUCGCUCGGAGUCGGCUCUGUAAAUUUCCUUUGGCUAGUGUAACUGUUGAUGCUUGGGAGUGUCAGCUUUACUACCACACUCUUUACGCAGUGCAAGUGAUAACACUUGACAGAGGCACAACUCACGGUCUUCUCUCUCACUCUGAUAACGACGUCGGUACACUUGGCUCGCUUCCGCUCCAUAUAGAUUUAGCACUUUUAAAAAAAUGGGCCGUAGCUUUAAAGAAUAGUCAAGGAAUCCUACUGGAAAGAGUGUUGCAUACCCUUCUCCAAUCUUGCCCGGCAGCGAGUAUUUUGAGAGGUAAAUAUAAAGAGGAUGCAUACCCGGAUUUUUUAGAGGAAGGUCCUAUGUCAGAUAAUAAAAGGCAUUUAGAAAGUCCUCCUAAUAAAAAUUAUACAAACUUUACUCAAACGCCAUUCAAGUGUCCAAAAAAGCAUAAAAAAUAUAUUUUGCGCCUUGAAUCUUGUUCAAGAGGCAAUAUAGCGGAGAUUAUUCGAAAUUUUUAUCGGGAUUACCCAGAAGCUGUCCACUUUCAGGCCAAUAUGGAUAUGGAUUGGUGGGAUAAUAAAACUGCCUUGUUUUAUUUUCUUACUUUUAUUUAACUGUAGCCUAUAGCUAACCUUGUGAAAAAGAAUUUACUAAUUUUUAAGUUAGUUUUGGUAGAACUGAACAACU
Messenger RNA from Zophobas morio, 1401 nucleotides. RefSeq names its product oxygen-dependent coproporphyrinogen-III oxidase-like. Gene Ontology annotation, molecular function: coproporphyrinogen oxidase activity. The coding region runs from base 75 to 1328 and encodes 417 amino acids. The record is from RefSeq and is a predicted model, not a curated record. Gene Ontology annotation, cellular component: cytoplasm. NCBI's taxonomy places the organism in Eukaryota, Metazoa, Arthropoda, Insecta, Coleoptera, Tenebrionidae. The transcript is spliced from 8 exons.